AUCGUCAUAAUGUCGAAAAUUGUCUUCAAAAUUAAUGGAAAGGAAUACGAAGUGUCUUGUAUCCGUACUGUCAUGCCAUGGAUGGGAGAUAAUGACAGUAGAAGGAAUCGGCAACAGAACUAUUGGAUAUCAUGAGAUACAGACUCGACUGGCUAGGUUCAACGGUACACAGUGUGGUUACUGUACUCCAGGGUGGAUUAUGAAUAUGUAUAGUAUUUACGAAUCAAAAAACAAAAAGCUUUCCAUGGAAGAGAUAGAAAACUCAUUUGCAAGUAACAUCUGCAGAUGUACAGGAUACAGACCUAUAGCUGAUGCCUUCAAAACAUUCGCAACUGACGUCCAUGAUGACCUAAAAAACAAACUAGAUGAUAUCGAAGACUUGUCUUUUUUCAAGCCAUGCGGAGUUUCUUGCAACAAAAAAUGUGUACAUAAAACUAAGUGCCAUGAUACAGAGGUUAAUGAAGGUGACUGGUGCGUUUUAGCCAAAGAUAAUAAUAAAAUGAUUGUCAUAGAUUGCGGAUCUCAUAAAUGGUAUAAAGCAUUUUGUUUAGAUGACGUUUUUGAAGUAAUGGGCAAAGCCAAGGAUGACUAUAAGUUGAUAGCUGGGAAUACAGGACAAGGUGUCUAUCAUGUCACAGACUACCCUGGCACAGUUAUAGACAUCUUCAACGUACCAGAACUAAAAGGCCACACAAUUGAUGUCAACUUGAUACUUGGCGCUGGAAUGCCUUUGUCUGAAAUGAUGGACCUUUUCCUACAACUGUCGAAUUCUAAUGAAGACUUUUCAUACUUGAAACAAUUUCACGAGCACAUGGAUCUUGUCGCCCAUAUUCCUGUACGAAAUAUUGGAACUAUAGGAGGAAAUUUAUUCAUGAAACACACAAACAACGACUUUCAAUCAGAUAUUUUCUUGCUUUUCGAAACAAUUGGUGCUAUGGUCACAAUCGCGGAAGCUUCUCAGAAAACGAAAGCUGUUACUUUUAUUGAAUUCCUCAAUACUGACAUGAAAGGCAAAAUUAUAAUGAAUGUUUUGCUGCCACCGUUGUCUCAAUGCUGUUUAUUUAAGUCAUACAAGAUAAUGCCUCGGUCGCAAAAUGCACACGCAGUUGUGAAUGCUGGUUUCCUCUUCAAAUUGAAACAAAAAUCUAGUAUAAUAGAAAAAGCAUCGCUUGUCUUUGGUAGCAUAACGCCAAAAUUCAGUCAUGCAACAAAAACAGAAGCUGUAUUAGCUGGAAAAGAUCUAUUUAAAAAUGAGACACUUCAAAUAGCCGUGACGACAUUACUAGAUGAAGUUUCACCAGAAGAAAUGCCUCCAGAGCCUUCAGCAGCUUACAGGAAAAUGUUAGCGGUUACUUUAUUUUAUAAGGCAAUCUUGUACUUAUGCCCGGAUGGCAAACUUGACAAGAAGUUUCGAUCUGGUGGUGAGGCCAUAAAACGACACACAUCACAAGGAACACAGACUUUUGAUACUGAUAAAAGCGUCUGGCCUUUAAACCAACCUGUACCUAAGCUGGAAGCUCUGGUACAAUGUGCAGGUGAAGCCACAUUUGCGAAUGAUCUGCCAAAGCAAACUGGAGAAGUUUAUGCAGCGUUUGUUACAGCUGAUAUAAGACCUGGGAGUAUCAUUAGUGGCUUUGAUGCCACAGAAGCACUCAAAUGUCCUGGAGUAAUUGCGUUUUACACCGCUAAAGACAUACCCGGAGAUAAUUCGUUUACUCCUCCAAAUGUGCCCAUCAUAAUAGAAAAUGAAGAAAUUCUAUGCUCUGAAAAAGUGAAAUACUAUGGAGAACCAGCCGGAAUAAUCGUUGCUGAUAAAGAGAAAACAGCCAAUAAAGCCGCAAAACUAGUUAAGAUUACAUAUUCAUCUACAAAUAAAAAUAAACCUAUUAUUUCUAUAGCAGAUGCAAUGAAAGCACCAGACAAGGAUCAAAGAAUUGUCAAAGCCAGAACUAUUGAACCAACUGAAAUUGGCAAUGAUGUAAAAUGUGUUUUAUACGGAGAAUUCAAUGUAGGAACCCAGCAUCAUUUUUACAUAGAACCUCAAACUUGUGUAACUAAACCAACCGAAGAUGGAAUGGAAGUAUACUCUGCAUGUCAGUGGCUUGAUUUGCCGAAUGUUGCUAUAGCACAAAGUCUUAAAAUGCCAGUGAAUAAAAUAAAUGUCAUCAUACGCCGAGUGGGAGGGGCCUACGGAGGCAAAAUAACGCGCUCAUGCCAAAUUGCAUGUGGCGCGGCCUUGGUGACCCACUUGCUAGGGAGGACUUGUAGAUUUAUUCUGCCUUUGCAAACUAAUAUGAAAAUCAUUGGUAAAAGGCUAUCUACUGCCUGCAAUUUUGAGGUUGGUGUAAAUAAGGAAGGUGUGAUUCAAUUCUUAAAACACAAAUUCUAUCAAGACAAUGGUUGCUCAAACAAUGAAAAUAUAAGCCCAGUUACAGUGAAUCACGUUCUAAAUUGCUACGACACUCGACGAUGGUACAUUGAAGCUAAUAGUGUUGCUACUGAUACACCUUCCAACACUUGGUGUAGGGCGCCGUCUUCAACUGAAGGUAUAGCGAUGAUAGAAUAUAUCAUGGAAAGAAUUGCUUACAAUCUGGGUAAAGAUCCUUUGGAAGUCAGAAUGAAAAAUAUGGCUAAAGAAGACAACCCCAUUCCCGAGUUAAUUGACCAAAUAAAAAAGGACUCUAACUACGAUGAACGCGUAAAUGAGGCGAAGCAAUUUAACGACGAAAAUAGAUGGAGGAAAAGAGCUAUCAAACUAAUUCCAAUGACUUACGAUACAUUUUACAUCGGCCCUUACAAUUCUAUUGUAUCUAUUUAUCAUGCAGAUGGGUCUAUUUCUCUUACUCAUGGUGCAGCUGAAAUGGGACAAGGGAUAAACACAAAAGCAGCUCAAGUCUGCGCGUACAUGUUUGGUAUAGGUUUAGACAAAGUGAGUGUGAAACCAAGUUCUAGUUUUACAUCUCCAAAUUGCACAGCCACAGGAGCAAGUAUUGGUAGCGAAUGUGUAUGUUUCGCCACGAUGAAAGCUUGUGAAAUAAUUUUGGAGCGAUUGAAACCCAUUAGAGAAAAAUUAAAAAAUCCAACUUGGGAAGUGCUGGUGAAAGAAGCAAAUGCCGCUGGGGUAGACCUGCAAGCAUCUUAUGCUUACUCCUCGAAAGAUAAUGUAAAGCCGUAUGAUAUUUACGGAGUGGUUGUCAUGGAGAUAGAAUUGGACAUUUUGUCUGGAAACCAUGAUAUUCGAAGGGUUGAUUUGCUUGAGGAUACUGGAAGGAGUUUGAGCCCCCAAAUCGAUGUGGCACAGAUCGAAGGAGCAUUCGUGAUGGGUCUUGGUUACUGGACGUCUGAAAAUAACAUCAUGGAUCCUGACACCGGAAGAAUACUUACUGAUCGCACGUGGACUUACAAGCCACCGGGAAUCAAGGACAUUCCAGCUGACUUUAGAGUUUAUUUUAGAAGAAAUGCUAGCAACCCUUUGGGAGUAUUGCAAUCAAAAGCUACUGGGGAACCGGCGUUAUGUUUAGCUGUGGUGAUUACACACGCCUUGAGAGAAGCUGUUAGGUCAGCCCGCCUGGAUGCUGGUUACGAGGACCAAUGGGUGGAUAUAAGUACGUACUGUAAUAGUUUUUAUAGUUGUGAACAUAAACUUAAGAUUAGCCGGCUAAACUUAAAUAAGUUCUGCCAAGAACGAGUUGAUGAUCAACCCAUAUUAUUUCAGAUGUAACCAGACUGUUCGGCAGUCCAGAAGAUGCAGCUGCAGAAACCACUCAAGAUCGGGCUGGGGAUGAUGGGUGCGGGGCUCUUCGGCAUCAUAUUUGGAUGGGUGCUGUUCCCUGUCAUCCUAAAGAGCCAGUUGAAGAAGGAAAUGGCGUUGUCGAAAAAAACCGACGUGCGAGCCAUGUGGGAGAAGAUUCCCUUCGCCCUGGACUUCAAAGUGUACAUGUUCAACUACACCAAUGUGGAGGAGAUCAUGAAGGGUGCCGCUCCCAUCGUCAAGGAAAUCGGGCCUUUUCACUUUGAAUGUGCCUCAGUAACAAGUUCCGGCGAGUUCACCACCACGACGGGAGAAGCUUUAUUUUUCUCAGCACUGAGUAUGGCCACUAUCGUGAACAACGAAAAGCCAGCCAUGCUGAACAUGCUGGGGAAAGCCUUCAACGGGAUCUUCGAUGAGCCGAAGGACAUCUUCAUCAGGGUGAAGGUCCUGGACCUCCUGUUCCGAGGGAUCAUCAUCAACUGUGCCCGAACUGAGUUCGCGCCGAAAGCUGUCUGCACUGCUUUGAAGAAAGAAGGCGCUACUGGGAUGACUUUUGAGCCUAACAAUCAGUUUAGGUUCUCGUUGUUUGGAAUGCGAAACGGCACCAUAGAUCCCCACGUGGUCACCGUGCGCAGAGGCAUCAAGAACGUCAUGGAUGUGGGAAAAGUCAUCGCCAUAGAUGGGAAGACAGAGCAGGACGUCUGGAGGGACAAAUGCAACGAGUUCGAAGGAACGGACGGCACGGUCUUCCCACCUUUCCUCACUGAGAAGGACAACCUUGAGUCGUUCUCUGAUGACCUUUGCAGGUCUUUCAAGCCCUGGUACCAAAAGAAGACCUCCUACAGAGGGAUCAAGACAAACCGCUACGUAGCCAACAUUGGGGACUUUGCCAAUGAUCCUGAACUGCAGUGCUACUGUGACAGCCCUGACAAAUGCCCUCCCAAAGGCCUCAUGGACCUCAUGAAGUGUAUGAAGGCACCGAUGUAUGCCAGUCUCCCACACUACCUUGAUAGCGACCCACAGUUAUUGAAGGAUGUCAAAGGAUUAAGCCCCGAUGCCAAUGAGCAUGGAAUCGAAAUUGACUUUGAACCGAUAUCAGGAACUCCAAUGGUUGCCAAACAACGCGUACAGUUCAACAUAAUACUCCUGAAAACCGACAAAAUGGACCUCAUCAAGGACCUCCCUGGAACUAUGACGCCUUUAUUUUGGAUAGAAGAGGGUCUAGCCCUCAAUAAAACCUUCGUGAAGAUGCUGAAGAACCAGCUCUUCAUCCCGAAGAGGAUCGUCAGCGUGGUGAAGUGGUUGCUAGCUGGCGUCGGAUUCGUGGGCCUUGUUGGCUCUCUGGUGUACCAGUUCAAGGGUAAAAUGAUCAACUUCGCACUUUCCCCGAGCUCCGCCCAGGUGACGAAGGUCAAUCCGGAGAUUAACCAGCAAAACCAGCCGAAGGACAUAAGCAUUAUCGGGGAGUCCCAGAACCCCCCGAAAGUGGACAUGUAAUCCUCAAUCAGGCGACUUCUGACGUUUUACAUGCGUUGGAGUCGCCGAUACGGCAUUAAUAGUUUCUCUCCAAUGUUUUGGACCCAAACAUUUAGAAUUGCUGUAUCACGUGUUAGGAAUAGAAAUAGACCUGCACAUAUUUAACUAGACAUACCAAAGACCUUAGUUUUUAUAGGAAUUUAAAUGUAGAGCAGAGCACACAAACUACGUAUAUUUUUUUCUUGAUAUUUCCUCACUUAGUUUUAAUAUAAUUUAUGAAGCAGGUUCUUUAGUUUUAAUAGUCUUAGGUUAUUAUUUCGUUUAUAGA
This is a messenger RNA of Ostrinia furnacalis (Asian corn borer), 5555 nucleotides long. Its product is annotated as indole-3-acetaldehyde oxidase-like. The transcript is spliced from 24 exons. The record is from RefSeq and is a predicted model, not a curated record. Gene Ontology annotation, cellular component: membrane. Lineage: Eukaryota; Metazoa; Arthropoda; Insecta; Lepidoptera; Crambidae. Gene Ontology annotation, molecular function: FAD binding; iron ion binding; oxidoreductase activity.